This is a messenger RNA of Arvicola amphibius (Eurasian water vole), 492 nucleotides long. RefSeq names its product high mobility group protein B1-like. Gene Ontology annotation, cellular component: nucleus. Lineage: Eukaryota; Metazoa; Chordata; Mammalia; Rodentia; Cricetidae. Gene Ontology annotation, molecular function: DNA binding, bending. The record is from RefSeq and is a predicted model, not a curated record. The coding region runs from base 1 to 492 and encodes 163 amino acids. Gene Ontology annotation, biological process: regulation of transcription by RNA polymerase II. The transcript has a single exon.
AUGUCCUCGUAUGCAUUCUUUGUGCAAACUUGCCGGGAGGAACACAAGAAGAAGCACCCGGAUGCUUCUGUCAACUUCUCAGAGUUCUCCAAGAAAUGCUCAGAAAGGUGGAAGACCAUGUCUGCUAAAGAAAAGGAAAAAUUUGAAGACAUGGCCAAGGCUGACAAGGCUCCUUAUGAAAGAGAAAUGAAAACCUACAUCCCCCCCAAAGGGGAGACCAAAAAGAAGUUCAAGGACCCCAAUGCACCCAAGAGGCCUCCUUCGGCCUUCUUGUUCUGUUCUGAGUAUCGCCCCAAAAUCAAAGGAGAGCACCCUGGCUUAUCCAUUGGUGAUGCUGCAAAGAACCUGGGAGAGAUGUGGAACAACACCGCUGCACAUGACAAGCAGCCCUACGAAAAGAAGGCUGCCAAGCUGAAGGAGGAGUACGAACAGGAUAUCGCUGCCUACAGAGCUAAAGGAAAACCUGAUGCAGCGAAAAGGGGUCGGGGGUAG